GAGGAAGUGAUGAGUUUUCGCUCGCGACACAUCGCCAGAGUGUUUAUCAUGGGACGCUUUAUCAUUCCGUUUUAUUUCAUAUAGUUUUCCACAAAAAAAAAAAAAACGGGACGGAUAAAAAAAAAAUUAAGCUGAAGAGGAGGUGCUGAGUGUCGGCCAUGUUGGAUCACGCAGACGUGAGUUUGAGCCCGGAGGAGCGAGUGCGCGCUCUCACUAAGAAGGGCAGUGCGGUGGAGGUGAGUGAGGGGGUGCCGGCGCGCCGAUACUUUCGCUCGGGCAUGGAGAUGAUCCGCAUGGCCCACGUCUACGCCGAGGAGGCCAACCAGGAGCACGCCUUCGUCCUCUACAACAAAUACAUCACACUCUUCAUAGAGAAACUCCCCAAACAUCCUGAGUACAAGUUGUCCAACAUCCCUGAGAAGAAGGACACUCUGAAGAAACUGAAGGAGGUGGCAUUUCCACAGGCUGAAGAGCUGAAGAAGAGUCUGCUGAAGAGAUAUGAGAGAGAGUACGCCGAGUAUCUGAGUAAAAAACGUGAUGAGGAGGCGGCAUUCCAGCGUGACCAGGCUAAGAAGAAGGAGCUGGAGGCGGAGAGGAAGCGUGUGGCGGAGCUGCAGAGGAGGCAGGAGGAGCAGCAGCAGUUCAGCGUGUUUGAGGAGAUGAUCCGGCGCCAGGAGAUGGAGCGCGAGCGUCAGCGCGUCCUGCAAGAGUUCAGCACUCCGGUCUCCCCUCCUCAUGACUCCCCUCUCAUCCCUGGCAUCCAGGGCCCGCCCCCGCCUUACUCGUCAUCCCCUACGCCACCCCAGAGCCCCGGGUACCCCUCCACCAAUCACAGCACAGCUCCGUCAUCGACCACGCCCAAUCCGGCUCCCACUCCUAUGUUCGACCGCUCGCUCAAACCGGGCUCUCUGAACAAAUCAGGCAACAGUACACUGGUGGACGGAUUGCGGCAGGUCGCCGUCCCCGCCGAGCUCUGCUCCAAGUUCCUACAGCUGGCCAACAGCAACACUAUGCGAGCCGUGGAGACGUGUGGGAUCCUCUGCGGAAAACUGACGAGGAACGCGUUCACGGUGACGCACGUCAUCGUCCCGAAGCAGUGCGGCGGUCCUGAUUACUGCGACACGGAGAACGAGGAGGAGCUGUUUCUGGUGCAGGACCAGCACAACCUUAUCACGCUCGGCUGGAUACACACUCAUCCGACCCAGACGGCCUUCCUCUCCAGCGUCGAUCUUCACACUCACUGCUCCUACCAGCUGAUGUUGCCUGAAGCCAUCGCCAUCGUCUGCUCGCCUAAAUUUAACGAGACGGGCUACUUCAGGCUAACCGACUACGGCAUGGAGGAGAUCUCCACCUGCACACAGAAAGGCUUUCACCCUCACCGCAAAGAGCCCCCGCUUUUCAUAAACGGCAGCCACAUUGCGAUCACAGAAGGAGUCGUCACUAUGCUAGACCUGCGCUGAGCUUUCAACCCUGGACAGCAUCUGUAAUCUCUUACCCUUAACAUGCUACAUGGACAAGCACUGGCUAGACGUAAGAACAAUGAUUAGUGACCAAUCAGAAUUUACAGGUGGUGGGAUUCCGUUCGACCAGAUGGCGGCAUGAUUGAAGCACUUUCGAGAAAGAAAACACACGUUAUAGCAGAGAAAGACACCUUCACACCAUCCGCUGAGUUUGGAGACCUCCAUGUAUGUCCGGAACUCUGAAGAAAACCAACCAGCGACAGUUUCAUGCAUAACAUAAAUUAUAAUUGUCCUUCAAUGUCAUGUUGGUGUUGAUGGUAAUGGCGACGUGUUUGACACUAACUCAUUGAUGUAAAUAACAUUAAAGCAACAAGGUGUUUUUAAACCUGCA
Clarias gariepinus (North African catfish) is the source of this 1851-nucleotide messenger RNA. It is a transcript of the gene stambpb, whose product is annotated as STAM binding protein b. Gene Ontology annotation, biological process: protein K63-linked deubiquitination. Gene Ontology annotation, molecular function: metal-dependent deubiquitinase activity; protein binding; K63-linked deubiquitinase activity. The transcript is spliced from 10 exons. NCBI's taxonomy places the organism in Eukaryota, Metazoa, Chordata, Actinopteri, Siluriformes, Clariidae. Gene Ontology annotation, cellular component: cleavage furrow; endosome. The coding region runs from base 159 to 1460 and encodes 433 amino acids. The record is from RefSeq and is a predicted model, not a curated record.